CUUAAAUACCGGAGACACAAGGCAUGAAUUAACUUAUACUAUUAGUUAACUCACACUUGUGUAUGUAUAUGUGUAUAAUUAUAGACUCAUUUAUUUUUUAAAAUUCUGAAUAAUGUAUUUGAUGAAUAUAGGCAUUGCAUACAAUGUAUCACUCUUUUGUUCUAGGUAGGAAUUCCAUCUAAACAAAAGUUGAGGUUUCAAAUUGACAAGUUCCGGUUAGUCCAAGGACUAAAUUAGAUAAUUAAAAGGAGAAGAGGCACAGAGAAAACGACCGCAAAACUGAAGCCUCUAGGCCAUUCUAGCUUACUCUGCAGGCAAGCAGCCGACUGACAUCUCUUCGCUCAGCACACGCCGCGGCUUUUUGGUCACGAAACGAAUCCUCUUUCUUUUAGAUCGUCAUUCUCCUCCUCCUGCCACCGCUCAAUCUCGGAGCUAGCCGGCGAUCGGAAAUUACAAGUUCCCAUAUUGACGACGAUUUCUGUUCCGAUUCAGAUGGAGGGAAGAGGGAGAAUGCUGCCGCUGCUGGCUCUUCACGCCGUCGCCGAGUACUACAGACUGCCAUGGAAACCUCCCGUUACGGCGGGACUAAUCGCCGCCAAUACCCUCGUCUACUUGAAGCCUGCUUUCCUCCGCCACCUCCUCCCUUCCAUCGACGAGGUCUGGUUCAAUCCCUACCUCAUUCUCAAGAACAAGGAUGCGAGGCGCUUCUUCCUAUCACCAUUCUACCACAUCGGCGAGUCCCACUUAGUCUACAACAUGAUUUCACUCCUAUGGAAGGGGAUCCAGCUGGAAACCUCAAUGGGAAGUCUCGAAUUCGCAUCCAUGGUCGCCGCACUCCUCACCAUGUCCCAAGGGAUCACGAUGCUGCUGGCCAAGACCCUCGUCGUGUUUCUCGACUACCCCAAGCCGUUCUACUCCGAAUAUGCUGUCGGGUUCUCGGGAGUGCUGUUUGCGAUGAAGGUUGUCCUCAAUUCUCAGUCUGCAGAGUAUGCUCACGUGCACGGACUGGUGGUGCCAUCUCGAUAUGCUGCUUGGGCUGAACUGAUUCUCAUCCAAAUGUUUGCCCCUGGCGUCUCGUUCCUUGGCCACCUUGGUGGCAUUCUGGCCGGGAUGCUCUAUCUCAAACUCAAGGGCGAGUACUCGGCCUCAGGCUCAGGUUCAGGUCCUUUGGUUAGAAUGCUCCGGGGUAUUGUUGGCAUAGCGAGCUGGCCGCUGAGGGCUGCAAGGGGAUUGUUUCAACCCAGGAGGACGCCACGUGUCUCCGGGAGGGCAACAGUCGGCAGGGAAAUGAGGGACGGGCUGUCGGGUAUAUGGAGAUGCCAUGCUUGUACGUUUGAUAAUUCGGGUUGGUUAAGCGAGUGUGAGAUGUGUGGAACAAGGCGUGGAGGCUUAACGGAUGAGAUUGGGAUUCAAGAAAUGCGUAUGCGGAGGAUUCAGAGAUUUGGUUGAUAACUUGAUAUCAAGGGUCGGUAAUUGGUGCAGAGUUACUCCUUGUUCAAUACAGAUUUUGAUGAUGUUUCAUAGUUGCAUAGGGAUGUAGGGUGCUUGCUGGAUGCUCAAUUUAAUGCUAAGUUGAGCCUUGAACAGAGAGUACAUCAAACAGAUGGCUGAUUUACUUAUCCUUACAACUGUUUUUAUCUUUUAUGGUUUGUAUAUUUGAUUGCAUGGAAUAGCAAAAGCUGGAUACGACGAUAUUGGAAAUGCAGAUAUCUUUUGCAGACAAGUAGCCGUAGUUAGUUUAUGGUUCAAAUUCAUCAGUUCAAUUAUUGCGUUUCCUCUGUGUUACAGCACUAGAGUAUGAUGGUCUCCGAUUGAUUCAUCACACAGCAUUGUACAGUAACAUCCAAGUGAAUACUGUUAUGAUUUCCACUCCUAAUUCUGAUGCAUGUUAGUUUCAGCUGCUGAUCUCAUUUAGGACUAGUGUCUGUAGUGAGCCAAUCAACACUACAUUGGCCA
This is a messenger RNA of Linum trigynum, 1956 nucleotides long. The record is from the annotation of a GenBank genome assembly. NCBI's taxonomy places the organism in Eukaryota, Viridiplantae, Streptophyta, Magnoliopsida, Malpighiales, Linaceae.